Molecule: messenger RNA, 2000 nt
Organism: Microtus ochrogaster (prairie vole)
Lineage: Eukaryota; Metazoa; Chordata; Mammalia; Rodentia; Cricetidae
Gene: Trim29
Product: tripartite motif containing 29
Exons: 10
Coding region: 1-1764 (587 amino acids)
Molecular function (GO): zinc ion binding
Source: RefSeq, a predicted model, not a curated record
AUGGAAGGUGCCGACGCCGCCAGGAGCAAUGGGGCCAGCCCGGAAGCCAGGGACGCCCGCAGUCCACCGGGUACCAACGGCAGCCUGGAGAAUGGCACUAAAGCAGACAGCAAGGAUACCAAGACAACCAACGGGCACAGUGGGGAGGUGACGGAGGGCAAAACCCUGGGCAGUGCCCUGAAGUCAGGGGAGGGGAAGAGUGCCUUGUUUUCCAGCAAUGAGUGGCGCAGGCCUAUCAUCCAGUUCGUGGAGUCGGUGGACGACAAAGGCUCCAACUACUUCAGCAUGGACUCUGCGGAAGGCAGGAGGUCUCCUUAUGCGGGGCUCCAGCUGGGGGCUUCCAAGAAGCCGCCCGUGUCCUUUGCUGAGAAGGGGGAGCUGCGAAAGUCCAUAUUCUCUGAGCCCCGCAAACCCACGGUGACCAUCGUGGAGCCAGGGGAAGUUCGCAGGAACAGCUAUCCCAGGGCUGACUCUAGCCUUCUGCUGAGGUCUAAGUCCGGCUCCGAGGAGGUGCUGUGUGACUCCUGCAUCGGCAACAAACAGAAGGCCGUCAAGUCCUGCCUGGUGUGCCAGGCUUCCUUCUGUGAGCUGCAUCUGAAGCCCCACCUGGAGGGUGCCGCCUUCCGUGACCACCAGCUGCUCGAGCCCAUCCGGGACUUCGAAGCCCGAAAGUGCCCCCUGCACGGCAAGACUAUGGAGCUCUUCUGUCAGACCGACCAGACCUGCAUCUGCUACCUCUGCAUGUUCCAGGAGCAUAAGAACCACAGCACUGUGACCGUGGAGGAAGCCAAGGCUGAGAAGGAGACCGAGCUGUCACUGCAGAAGGAGCAGCUGCAGCUGAAAAUCAUUGAGAUUGAAGAUGAGGCUGAGAAGUGGCAGAAGGAGAAGGACCGGAUCAAGAGCUUUACCACCAAUGAGAAGGCCAUCUUGGAGCAGAGCUUCAGGGACCUGGUGAGGGACCUGGAGAAGCAAAAGGAAGAAGUAAGAGCUGCGCUGGAGCAGCGGGAACAGGAUGCUGUGGACCAAGUGAAAGUGAUCGUAGAUGCCCUGGAUGAGAGGGCCAAGGUGCUGCAUGAGGACAAGCAGACCCGAGAGCAGCUGCAUAGCAUCAGUGACUCGGUGCUGUUUCUGCAGGAAUUUGGUGCAUUGAUGAGCAAUUACUCCCUCCCCCCACCUCUGCCCACCUACCAUGUCCUGCUGGAAGGAGAGGGCCUGGGACAGUCACUUGGCAACUUCAAGGAUGACCUGCUCAAUGUGUGCAUGCGCCAUGUUGAGAAGAUGUGCAAGGCUGACCUGAGCCGCAACUUCAUUGAGAGGAACCACAUGGAGAAUGGUGGUGACCAUCGUUACAUGAACAGCUACACGAGCAGCUUCGGGAAUGAGUGGAGCACGCCCGACACCAUGAAGAGAUAUUCCAUGUACCUCACACCCAAGGGAGGGGGCCGGACAUCUUACCAGCCGUCAUCGCCCAGCCGCCUCUCCAAGGAGACCAAUCAGAAGAAUUUCAACAAUCUGUACGGCACAAAAGGUAACUAUACCUCCAGGGUCUGGGAGUACUCGUCCACUGUUCAGAACUCUGAGGACAUGCCCAUUGUGCAGGGCAACUCCUCCUUCUCCUUGAAAGGCUAUCCCUCCCUUCUCCGGAGCCAGGCUCCCAAGGCCCAGCCUCAGACUUGGAAAUCUGGCAAGCAGACUUUGCUGUCUCACUACCGGCCAUUCUACGUCAACAAAGGCAACGGGAUGGGGUCCAAUGAGGCCCCCUGAGUCCAACGAGGAGCUCUACAACCCUGUUCUCCCGUCGCCCCUGCUUUCCAAGAUGCUGCGUUCUUGGGGGGCAGGAGUCUGACCCCACUCUGCCCUCUUACAGCCUCUGACAGCCCCCCUCCCCAGGUUAUGCUGGCUUCCUCUGCUCCCCUAUGGGUUUCUUUUCUGCUUGGUGACAUACAGCCACUGUGAUUUCUGUGUGUGAGGCCAAGUUACCAACCACAGGGUGAGAGACA